Molecule: messenger RNA, 10087 nt
Organism: Dreissena polymorpha
Lineage: Eukaryota; Metazoa; Mollusca; Bivalvia; Myida; Dreissenidae
Product: ATP-binding cassette sub-family C member 4-like
Exons: 26
Coding region: 92-4624 (1510 amino acids)
Biological process (GO): monoatomic ion transport; transmembrane transport
Cellular component (GO): plasma membrane
Molecular function (GO): ATP binding; ATP hydrolysis activity; ABC-type transporter activity
Source: RefSeq, a predicted model, not a curated record
GAUUUCAUAAUAGCUUGAAAUGAGAUGUCGGCAUGUUCCACCUGAAUAACGAUGCUUAACAUUUGGUGAUCGAUAAAAUACUUCGUUAAAUAUGGAUGAGUCCAUCAGACACCACAAUCCUAACCCGAUUUUACGGGCGAAUCCGCUUUCCAAGUUGCUUUUCUGGUGGAUGAACCCAUUAUUCAAGAAUGGAUAUGAAAGACAGCUGGAAGUUGAGGACAUGUACAAUGUGGUCAACGAGGACCAGUCUGAAACCCUUGGCAACAGACUAGAGGAAGAAUGGGCGAAGGAAGUGGAGAGAACGAAGGGUGGGAAACGUCAGCCCAGCCUCUUCCGAGCCCUGUUUCGCAUGUUUGGGUUCGAGUACCUGCUGUUGGGGCUUAUCUUACUGCUUGAGGAAGCCACAAAGGUCAUUCAGCCCCUACUGCUGGGUGGCUUGAUCCGCUACUUCACGCCGGGGUCAGGCGUCGGAAAAACCGAGAGCUACUUGUUUGCAGGAGGAGUGAGUCUAUGUGCGCUCGUACUGGCGGUUACACACCACCCUUACUUCUUUGGUGUCCAGAGGAUCGGCAUGAAGAUGAGGAUUGCAUGCUGCUCCUUGCUGUACAGAAAGUCUUUAAGGCUAAGCAAUGAGGGCCUGAGUAAGACGACAACUGGGCAAAUCGUGAACCUGCUUUCCAAUGAUGUGAACAGGUUUGACCAGGCUGUGAUUUUUCUGCACUUCCUGUGGGUUGGUCCCCUGGAGGCUGUAGCAGUGUUAGCAAUAUUGUGGCAUGAGUUGGGUCCAUCCACACUUGCAGGAUUUGCAGUUCUCUUACUUCUGGUUCCCGUGCAAGGCUGGAUGGGGAAACUCUUUUCGAAAUUCCGAACGAAGACAGCAAAGUACACUGACGAGCGAGUUCGACUUAUGAACGAAAUCAUCGCAGGAAUGCGCGUCAUAAAAAUGUACUGCUGGGAAAAACCUUUUGGUGACCUUGUAAAGAAAGUUCGAAAAAAACAACAGAAGUGGCUUUGGCGUAAAGCUAUGGUUGAUGUUUACAUCGAGAUUAUAUUCUAUUAUUUUUCGAAGUUCUGGAUCUACCUCUUGUGCCUCGUUGCCGCCUUUGUUGCUAAGCGACGGCUGACACCAGAUUUCGUAUUUGCCGCCAUCCCUCUAGUGGGCAUAGUGGUGCAUAGCUUUCUGUGGAGAACCAUCAUGUUUAAUUACAAAAGUUACUGUGAAAUGAAAGUUACAACGCAAAGAAUUGUGACAUUUUUACAACUAAGUGAACUGCCCUCAACAGAACAUGGCAGACAUGAGAAGGACUAUUCACCUGCCAAGAACUGCCGUAUUGUCAUCGAAAACGUGCAUGCCAAAUGGGACAAGGAAGUAGACCAGCUCACACUCCAGAAUGUCUCUGCCACCGUGGAGUCAGGGAGACUGGUUUCCAUCAUUGGACCUGUGGGAGCUGGGAAGUCCUCAUUGCUGAUGGCGGUGCUAAAUGAACUCCCGCUGCUUGAGGGCAGUAUCUCGGUGACGGGUCGCCUUGCAUACGUAUCCCAGCAACCCUGGGUGUUCUCUGCCUCGCUGCGACAGAACAUCGUGUUUGGAAACAAGUACGAGAAGGCCAAAUACGACAGGAUCCUGAAAGCCUGUGCACUGAAUAAGGACAUAGCCAUCAUGCCACAUGGUGAUUUGACCCUCAUUGGUGACCGUGGGGUCAGUCUGAGUGGCGGUCAGCGGGCGAGGGUCAGUCUGGCCCGAGCUCUGUACAUGGACGCAGACGUUUACCUGCUGGAUGACCCACUCAGCGCAGUGGACGCAGCUGUGGGGAGACACAUCUUUGAAAACGUAGUGCAGGGAUACCUGAAGAACAAGCCACGAGUCCUGGUCACUCAUCAGCUGCAGUUCCUCAAGGAGGCAGAGCAGAUCCUCAUUCUUAAAGAGGGAGAGAUGAUUGGCAAAGGGACGUUCAAAGAGCUCUCCAUGUCAGGUAUAGACUUCUCCUCACUUCUCAAAAGUGACGAUGAACAGACUGAUAAAACUGCAUCCGGUCAUGUGACCUCCACCUCGGGAUCUCACCACCUGCAGCGGAGCAUGUCCCAUGAGCCCCAGAGCAAGUUGCAUGAGAGUAGCCGCCAUAGGUUACACAGCACCUCAUCUAAGUCACACGAGGUCAUUAACGGGAAUCUUCGAUUUUCCGUUCACGAGUCGAUGCGGGGGUCAGAACUGUCCCUGACCUCUGUUGGCACAAUUGGCGAUGAAUUCAGUGCGGAAGAGGUUCAACUCCCAGAAGAGGAAGAGCGACAUCAGGGUACAGUGGGACUCAGCAUCUACUAUGAAUACUUCAAGGCUGGGGCAGGCAUCAUCAAGUUCCUCCUUCUUGUGUUUCUAUGUCUCGCCGCCCAGGGAGCAUACAUCCUCAGUGAUUGGUGGCUGUCACGCUGGUCAAAUGAAGAAGAGGCCAGAUAUUCUGCACUUGAAAGACACAAUGCUCUUCUGGCCGAGGGCUACUACGCCACAAACAUCACCAUUCCGAUAGUCGACACAAACUUCAACGUUUCCGUCUUCAGCGGGAUUAUCGGCGGGGUGUUCCUGUUUGGAAUACUUAGGGCGUUGAUGUUUUUCAAGGUCACAGUAGAUGCCUCUCAGGCCCUACACAACACAAUGUUUGCCAGCAUUUUGAGAUCACACAUUGGGUUCUUUGAUACAAACCCAGUCGGUCGUAUUUUGAAUCGGUUUUCCAAGGACAUCGGACAUAUGGAUGAUCUUCUGCCUGUUACCUUCUUUGACUUCACACAGUGUGCCUUGCUGAUCCUGGGUAUAGUGGGUGUGGCAGGUGUGGUCAACCCCUGGGUGUUUAUUGUGGUGGCCCCACUUAUAGUUCUCUUUGUGAUCAUACGCCGCUACUACAUUCGAACUUCGCGGCACAUCAAAAGACUGGAAGGAACAACCCGAAGCCCUGUGUUUUCUCACCUUAGCGCCUCCCUGCAAGGCCUGCACACUAUACGAGCCUUCAGCGUGCAAGGGAAGUUCAUCGAGGAGUUUGACAACCACCAGGACCUGCACACGGAGGCCUGGUUCCUGUUCCUCACCACGUCUCGAUGGCUCGCAAUUCGCUUGGACUGGCUGUGCGCCAUGUUUGUCGCUGCUGUCUCAUUCUUCUGUGUGGUGGCAGCAGAUAGCUUAAACGCUGGAUUAGUGGGUUUGUCCAUGACCUAUGCCAUGACCUUGAUGGGUAUGUUCCAGUGGGGAGUCAGACAAAGUGCAGAGGUUGAGAAUCAGAUGAUAUCAGUGGAGCGUGUCCUUGACUAUUCUCGCCUACCUUCUGAGGCCCCGUUGGAGGCCCCUAAUGACAGGAAGCCCCCACCAGAUUGGCCGCAGCAUGGCAGGAUCUCUGUGCAGAGGGUCAGUCUCAAGUAUUCGACGGACACGCCCACCGUUCUGAAGAAUAUCAGCUUUACCAUAGAGGCCAGAGAAAAGAUUGGAAUUGUGGGUAGAACUGGUGCUGGUAAAAGCUCGCUGAUCACAAUGCUGUUCCGUCUGGUUGAGCCAACAGGCAGCAUCACCAUUGAUGACGUGGACACACUACAGAUAGGGCUGCAUGAUCUACGUAAUCAGAUCUCCAUUAUACCACAGGAUCCGGUUUUAUUCACUGGAAAACUUCGCAGAAAUUUGGAUCCAUUCAGUAACCAUAGUGAUGAUGCAUUGUGGAAAGCAUUAGGAGAGGUGCAAUUAAAGAACGCAGUAGAGGACCUUCCUCAUGGUCUCGACACAGAGGUAUCAGAGGGAGGUAUCAACUUCAGCGUGGGUCAGCGUCAACUGAUAUGCCUGGCACGUGCCAUUCUUAGAAACAACAAGAUACUCAUGAUUGAUGAGGCAACAGCAAAUGUUGACCCGAGGACUGAUGGCCUGAUCCAGCAGACGAUACGUGAGAAGUUCCGGAAGUGCACCGUGCUCACCAUCGCCCAUCGGCUACACACCAUCAUGGACUCUGAUAGACUGCUGGUCCUUCAUGAUGGAGAGAUAGAAGAAUUUGAUGCACCACAUCUUCUUCUACAAAAGCCAGAGGGACUGCUUCGAAAGCUUGUAGAACAGACUGGGAAGACAGAAACUACCAACCUCAUUGAAAUUGCCAGAAAAUCCUACGAAAAUAAGAACAGAGAUGACAUCAAUGAAGAGGUUCAAGCCUCCAAUCUUGCAGAAAUCAUGCGAGCCAUUUCCCAGCAUGAUGUUGCCAUGACAAUCGAAGAGCUCGAUGAGUUAAGAAUGGCAGAGAGUAAGGAAAAAGAGGCUGAAAAUGGGACUGGUGAUAAGGAGGAAGAUAUAGAAGAUGCUGCUGAGAAAGUUAGUCGGGAGGAAUCUGAAACAAAAGAUCCGGUUCAAGAUAUUGGAGGAAAGGAUGAAGAUUUAAAUGUAGAUGUGGGAGAAAUGGAUAAUGGAGUUAAGUCAGUAGAUGGCCCAACAGGUGAAACACCUGUGGGUGAUGUAGAUGAUGAAGUUGAAAGUGAAGAAAAAUCAAAACUUCUUGCUGAUAAUGGCAAGAAGGCAGAUGACCUAGAUGUGGAUGUGGGAAAAGUAGAUGAAAAUGAUGAAGCGAAUGAAACAGAAAACCUCCUUAGCAAAGAUGAACAUAGAAAAUAAAAAGAAAGGACAUUUGUUCUAAGAAAUCCAUCAGGCUUGUAUACACAAUUAAAAGUUGACAAAAAUGUUGGUGGUAAAUACAUGUAUCAGUUUAUGAAUAUUUUGAAUCAUGUUAAUAUUAUAUUAAAGGAAUUUGUGUGCGAUUGCGUUAUAUAAAAGAUUUACCUGAAUGGAAAUAAUAAAGAUUAAUAAAAAUAAAAAUAAUGAACUGUCGUAAUUUGUGAAAAUACCAGUUUAAAAAAAAUCAUCCUACAAAACCUUGUUUAUCAAAUAUUUACAUAUUUCCUUUAUGUGUAAUGUGACUCUAGUUACAUUGUUUUAGUUUAUUUUGUUUAGUUGGAAAAGAUUGAAUAGAAAACCACAUAUUAUGGGAAACUUGUCAUGUUAAAAUGGUUAAAUACUAGUAAAACUAACCAAGCAUUAUUUUAUCAUUCAGUUCAUAGUUUAAAAUUUCUUGCCAGUAGGAAGGUUGUAUGUGUACACACAUUAAUGUAAGGUUAUAUUAUGCUGGUUUUUCGAUUUAAAAUGUUUCAUCAAAAUUAUGUAUCAUAUCAGAUGGAUGGACUUAACAGCAACUUUUGUGCACUCAUAAAUGACAAAGUUAUGUAAUUUUAAAUUAACAUAGGAGAAUGUUAUUGUCCCCUACCGGUGAAACCGAGGGGGGGGCACUUAUGGUUUUUCACUCUGUCUGUCUGUCAGUCAGUCAGUCCAUCACACUUUUCUGGAUCCUGCGAUAACUUUAAAAGUUUCAUUUUGUGCUUACGUCAAAAAUUUUGGUUGCUAUGGCAACAAAGAUAUAUUUUAAAAAAUACUGACAAUGGUGGAGCUUCACCGGUAGGGGACCAUAUUGCUUGGCAAUCUCUUGUUAUAAUUAUUUUAAAUCCCAAUGUCAUUGGAAGAAAAAUUACCAUAAAUCAUUGGGAAUAUGAAAAAUGUUUUAGCGUUUAAGCUGUAAUAUAAUUUUAAGUACCAAUGGGCGACUGGGCCUAUUUUAUUCUGUAUUGGUACAAUUUAUGUAAAGUCCUAUUGUAGGUUAGAUUUAAACAUGUUGCUUUUUACUAAAAGGAGGGUUGUAGUUGUACAAGUGCCAGUUGUUUAACCUGAUCUUUGUUGGUUUUGCAUGUGAAGAAUAUUAUGUGUUACUUUAACAAAUCUCAACAACAACAGACACAUUUAGUUGAUAAAUCUUUGUGAAAUGAAGUGCUUGCCUGCAAAUCAAGUUAAUGGAGGCUUGUAUAAAUUCCAUUGACGUUUUUUAAUAUUGAAGAUACAAUAAAAUUCCUGUGAAAUAAGUGCAUUACAUAAUAAAAAAUAAGAACAAUUACAUUGAAAAAACAUUAAUAAAAAAAUGAAUCAGAAUAAGUCCCUUUAAAAAAUGAUGAGAACCGUUUCUUUGGCUGUUAUUUCUCACUGUUUGAAACAGUAAAUAACCAAUUUGAAAUCGUUCAUAUUCUUCAUGGAACCACAAAAGAUUUAUAAAAAAAUUAAGUCUUUAAUAAUUUAGAAAGCUUAUGUAUUAUUAUGCUUAGUUUAUUGAUAGCUUAACAAAUGAUAAAUAACUAUUUUAGAUUUUUCAAAGAUGACUAUGUCAUACUCUCAGUCUAUGUAUAGCAUUUUCUGAAUAUGGUUGUACUAUCAUUUAGAAUGAACACUUUCAAAAAAAAAACUUUCAAAUUAGUCAAUAUUCUUUAGGAUUAAUGUUUUGGGUUAAUAUACAGCAGGAUUUUUUUUAUUUGUGAAACUAGUCAUUUCAAAACAAAAUACGUGUUAAGUGUUAGUUAUUGUAUUUUAAAUUGUGGUAUUUUGGUAUCUCCUAUUAUUAUUUGUAAAAGUUGUUUUAGUGAUUUACUUAUUAUGCCCCCCUCGAAGAAGAGGGAGUAUAUUGUUUUGCACAUGUUGGUGGGUCCGUCCACCAGAUGGUUUCCAGAUGAUAAAUCAAGAACGCUUCGGCAUAGGAUCAUGAAACUUCAUAGGUACAUUGAUCAUGACAGGCAGAUGACCCUUAUUGAUUUUCAGUUCACUAGGUCAAAGGUCAAGGUCACAGUGACUUGAAAAAGUAAAAUGGUUUCCGGAUGAUAACUAAAAAAUGCUUAGGCCUAGGAUCAAGAAACUUCAUAAAACACUGUAUUAUGUGAAUUGGGAAUAAGACAUCAAACUGGGAAUGGACAUCAUUUUGGUGAUUUUCUUAAACAAAGCUAUUCAUUUCAUGAUCUACAUAUAUUUGUGUAAUAUAUUAUCUAUAAUUUAAGCUUAAUAAUAAAUUUUCCAUGACUUUUUGCAUUAACAGUGAUUGAAUUUGUAUCAUUUAAAGUGAAUUUUUUAAACCGUGUCCAUGCGCGGCAUGGACACAGUUUCAUUUCAUGAGGAUUUUUUUAAAUUAAUAAAAAAUCUAGUUUUUAAGGAAAAUCAAAAUGAUGCUAUUAUAUAUGCAAGUAUAUGUUUUAAUUAUAAUUUGUAAAACUAGAUAAAUGCAACAUAUAAAACUGCAUAUUAUUGACUUUUGAUAAAACACAAUUUAUUCCCAAAUUGAUGCCUUAUUCCCAAUUCACAUAAUACAGUGUUAUAGGUACAUUGAUCAUGACUGGCUGAUGACCCCUAUUGAUUUUCAGGUCACUAGGUCAAAGGUCAAGGUCACAGUGACUUGAAAUAGAAAAAUGGUUUCCGGAUGAUAACUCAAGAACGCUUACGCCUAGAAUCAUCAAACUUUAUAGGUACAUUGAUCAUGACUGGCAGAUGACCCCUAUUGAUUUUCAGGUCACUAGGUCAAAGGUCAAGGUCACAGUGACUCUAAAUAGUGAAAUGGUUUGCUGAUGAUAACUCAAGAAUGCUUACACCUAGGAUCAUGAAACUGCAUAUGUACAUUGAUCAUGACUGGCAAAUGACCCCUUUUGAUUUUCAGGUCACUAGAUCAAAGGUCAAGGUCACAGUGACUCAAAACAGUAAAAUGGUUUCUGGAUGAUUACUCAAGAAUUCUUACUCCUAGGAUCAUGAAACUUCAUAGGAACCUUGAUCAUGACUGGCAGAUGACCCCUAUUGAAUUUCAGGUCACUAGGUCAAAGGUCAAGGUCACAGUGACUCUAAAUAGUAAAAUGGUUUCCGGAUGAUAACUCAAGAAUGCUUACACCUAGGAUCAUGAAUCUUCAUAGGUACAUUGAUCAUGACUGGCAGAUGACCCCUAUUAAUUUUCAGGUCACUAGGUCAAAGGUCAAGGUCACAGUGACUCGAAACAGUAACAUGGUUUCCUGAUGAUAACUCAAGAAUAAUUAGGCCUAGAAUCAUGAAACUUCAUAGGUACAUUGAUCAUGACUGGCAGACGACCCCUAUUGAUUUUCAGGUCACUAGGUCAAAGGUCAAGUUCACAGUGACAAAAAACGUAUUCACACAAUGGCUGCCACUACAACUGACAGCCGUUUUGGGGGGCAUGCAUGUUUUACAAACGGCCCUUGUUUUUAAAUGUGAUUUUAUGUGUUGCUAUAAUUGGUUAAUGUCCAAAUAUUGUGAUACUAUAUCGUGUUUGCAAUUCACAUUUUAAGUAUUGUUUUAUUUAGGCAUAAGUAUAAAAUUUGACUUUGUUCAUGACAAUGGGCAUUUAAUCAGAGAUUUAUAUAUAACAGACAUUAACGGUUUUAAUUUUAGUUUCAUAUAUUUUUAAGGUUAUCGUUCUGUUUUACAAAAGUUAUGUUAUGGAAAUGAGAGAGGCAGUGGUUUAAUUGGUACAAAACAAUCAGUUUAAUGGUGAUAUGUUUUAAUUUUGAUACAUGAACUACCUUGUGGUGUCAAUACGGUUGUUUAUUUUCGCUAACUCCAACAACUGUUAUUUUUAUGUGCCAACACUAAACUUAUUUUUAUAAUUCAGAUUGAUUGUUUAUGUAAUUGUCCCCUACCGGUGAAACCGGAGGGGACUUAAUGUUUGCGCAAUGUCAGUCUGUCCGUCACACUUUUUUGAUCCUGCGAUGCUUAAAAAGUUCUUCAUAUUUUUUCAUGAAACUUAAAAUAUGGAUAGAAUGCAAUAUGGAGAUUAUGCACGUCAUUUCUUUUUGUUCUUAUGUCAAUAAUUAUGGUUGCUAUGGCAACAAAUAAAAAAAUAUAAACAUUCUGAAAAUGGUGGAGUUUCACCGGUAGGGGACCAUAUUGCUUGGCAAUCUCUUGUUUUAUCAUAUUACCCGUAAAACAAGGAAGUUUGCUACAUUUGAUUAUAUUCUCUUAAAGCACUGUAAAAUUACAUUAUAUACACAUAAUAAAGAAUGUUAAAUAGAUAUUUAUGUUUUGGCUAGUAAGUGGAAGUAAGAUACAUUUUCUUUUUGCCUGAGAUGUAUUUGAAUGUGAAAUCAUUUGUGUGUUUUGGUACCAAUAGAUCCGAUCUCAUGAUCCUUGGUUGGUAGUUUGUAAUCUAUGUUUGCAACAACCCACUAAAAUAAGUUGUUUAAUAGUCUUACUGUUUAUAUUGAAUGGUAAUGUUUACAGAUAUCAUACCUUAAACGUGAAAUAUGCAAGAUUCGUAGACUAAAACAAUAAAGUUUAUAUUGAAUGUUUAAAUUAAAGAAGUAGUUUUUAUGCCCCCGGAUCGAAAGAUCAGGGGUAUAUUGUUUUUGGCCUGUCUGUCUGUCUGUCAUUGUGUGUGUCCCAAAACUUUAACUUUGAUUAAAGUUUUGUCAUAGCUUUUUGCAUAUUGAAGAUAGCUACUUGAUAUUUGUCAUGCAUGUGUAUCUCAUGAAGCUGCACAUUUUGAGUGGUGAAAGGUCAAGGUCAUCCUUCAAGGUCAAAAGUAAAAAAAUACAAUCCAAGGGAAUUGAUAAGCUUUAAAAGGGAGAUAAUUUCUAAACCUGCCAUAUGAUAUUUUGCAAUUUUCUUUCAAAGCGGUGCAAAAGGGGGUAUUGUGUUUCUGACAAACACAUCUCUUGUUUUCCAUUAACGUGAUAAGUCUUUUUUGAGGAUCCCUGUACUAUUAAGCUCAGCAUUUUGUGCUCAAUGAGCUAUGAACGGAGUUAUCCGGUCAGCAUCCUUUAAUUGUAUGAACAUUUUGUUUUAUUUAAUGAUAUAGACUUCGGUUGUUAUUUGAUCCUUCCCUUUCUGGUGAACGUAGUGUUUGUCCUUUCACUUUCGAAUUGUUUAUCAGCGUAUUAUAAGGUCAGAAAUCAGAUUUGUUCGGUAAUAUUAUUUUCAAUCUUAUAUGACAUAAUGACCUACCGGUAAUUACUAAGGUGAGAGCCGUGGUCACUCAUUGUCUUCUUGUUAACUUUGGCAUAAAGCUUGCCGCCAGUAUUGUGGAGUGUCAAUUUUGUGUAAAGUGUAUUGUAUUUACGCAUGGUCCUCUUGUUAAGAUGUAUGUUUCACUGCAUUGUUCUGUCUAUCAGCUUAAUACUUUAUUUGGUACAGGUUGCUUUCCAUUUAUCUAUGCGAUGUUAAUGGUGAUAACAUGACGUUUAGAACGUGCUGAAAUAAUAAAAUGCAUACUGCAAUUUA